UUUGACCCCCGUCGGGCCGCAGGAUCAAAAGACCCCACCCGUACCUGCAGCUUGCCGGCGCCAGAUGAACGAGGGGCCCGGGCCAAUGCGCUUGUGAGAUUCUCCCCCCAAGGGCUCCCGUCUUUUCUUUUCUCCAACGGGAAACCCUCCUCCUGGUGCCUUCUCCUGAGCCAAAGGGCUGACAGCGCCCACUUGGUUUCACGUCUCCCUGAAGUGAGACGAAGCAGAACCACUCCUUUGGACAUACUGUUCGUCCUGUCUUCGCAGGUCAUCCUUCGGGAUUUUGCCAUUUCCGCUCUCUUUUCUUGCAUAAUCCGCGUUUGUUUCCCCCAAGCCCACUCUUUUUUCAUGACUAGUCAGUUACCGACAUCGCCAAUCGCCGCCCACGAUAACUGCUCUCUGCCAAUUGAGGCCGUUGAUGAUUUUUGCCUCGAUCGCGUUACCUACGACCACUUUCAUUUUCAGCAUUUGCCUUGCUACGACUGCAUUUACUGUAACCAGAAAACCCAACAACCAGGUUCCACGCGCGACGCAUCACUCUGAACUGUUUGACUUGCUUUCAUCACUGGGAGGGAACUGGAAACCAAGACGGAAUCACGCACAGAAGCUCAAGACGAUCAUACACGCGCGACAACCAGCCGCACAAUGGAGUUGUAGCGCUCAUUGUCUACUACGAAUCAUAUAUCAUCGACAUUACUCGUCUUACCCGUGUCUAUUCGACACCGUGCGCUUGCUGCGAAGGGGCCCUUAGAACUACCCGUGGGGCCCUUCGUUUUCUGAAGCUAGAACAACUCAACAAAACUACGAAUAUUCGUUAUUGAGCAAAGCUUAGGACAGCUUUAAAUCUGGGAUAAGGCAAGAUGCCUGCGGUAGAUGCGGCUAUGAGGAGGAGUGUAGGGGAAGGGUUCUUGGACUUGCUGGCUCGCGCGAUUCAUCCGGCUCUCGUACGGAGAAAUCUUGAAGGACAGAUUGGAGAUGUCCGGGCAACAUUUGCCAGUUGGGACAGCUGCAUGGCGGAAUCCUAUUGCAAAUGGUUAGUAAUCGGGCUCAUGAUUCUUGGGGGUAUCAUCAUUUUCUCAGUGCUAUGGUGCAUCAUUCGCUGCGCGUGCUGCGCUAAAUCAUGUUGCUGCUCGUGCUUCAAGUGUCUCCAGUGCUGCGGUAAUUGCUGCGGGUGCUGUGACCCUCCAAGGGGGGACCGAAGGCAGUAUCUUGACGAGCCGUACAUCCCGCCAAAUCAGGGUUACAAGUCGCAGGAGCCUAUGCACCUUGGGUAUGACAGUCGCCCUACUGCACCCCCUGUUUUUAGUGGCGGUGGUGUUGGUGGUGGAUAUGCCGCUUCGACGGGCGUGACAAGCAAACCCCAAUAUGCUGAAUUCGAUGUCAGCAAGAACAAGCCUGGAAAUGAAGAUGCACUUCCCGAGAUGCCGAGCUGGGAAGGUGCGGAGAGCAAGAAGAUCGUGUUGGAAGAGGAGGAGGAGGCCGUGGAGAUGAACCAGUUGAAGAAGCCCGAAGCCAACUCAACAAACGCGCAAAGCCCGACCAUGAUGAAUGGAGUGGCUGCGGCGGGUGUGAUACCUGGGCGUGGUUCUACGAGCCCGAACCCGGGGAACAGAAGCCCUUACGGACCACCAGGCGCUGGAGCACAAUCUAAUGGAUACUUCCCUCCAGGGGCUGUGGCUAACGAUCCAUACAACCAGACUGCGCAGAGUUACAACCAGCCAGCGGGUGGUUAUGGGCAGCCGGGUCAAGGGUACGGUAUGGCUCCAGGUGCAAACGGACCAGGUGCAGUGGGAAUAGGCGCAAUUGGACCAGGCGCAAUGGGGCCAGGUGCAAUCGGACCAGGACGCAGGUCUCCUGGAAACGUUGGCGGCGGGUAUAAUACUGGGUAUGACAACAAUGACCAUGGACAGCCGGGCUACGGACAACAGGGCUAUGGACAGCAACAGCAAGGUGUGACACCUCGGCAGACGGGACAGGGUGGUGGAUAUGACAACUAUGGCGAUAUCUACGACAGCUACGGCACUGGGACGAAUCAACCGUAUGGUGGCGCUCAGGAACUGGACGCUGGCAGCUAUGGGCAACCCCCAUCAGCACAACCAGCUGCUGGACCUCAGGCGGGUUAUGGAGGAGCCUAUGGCCAAGGCCAAAGACGGACACCUGGCCCUCAAGCCGAUGCAGGGUAUGGCAACCCCAACCAAAGACGGACACCCGGACCCCAGAGUGAUUACAACAAUGGCUACGGUGGAAGCCCAAGACGCACCCCUGCGCCUCAGGAUAGCUACGGCGGCGGCGGUUAUGAUGCUCCCGCCCCAGCAUAUGGCAGCAGCCUGGACAGACGGUCGCCUGGUCCCCAGCAAGGAUACGGCCGCCCACCCCCCAACAGACAAUACUCGUCGUCUGACUCUCGCGGUCCACAACGUCAGUACUCGGGCAACGACGUGAGCUCGUCCUCCGACAACAUGGGAGGGUUUGAUUUCGGCACAGGCUACAGCCGUCCACCACAACAACAGCAACAACCAAACAGCGGAUACGGCCGUCCUCCACAAGCACAGCAGAGCAGUGGAUACAGGCAACCGACGACUCCCGUAGUGGAGGAGCAGAGCGCGGCGUACCCGGGGUAUAAGCCUUAUUCACCUGGACCUCCCAAUUGAUAAGUUGGUUUGUGAUACCCUGAUCUUUUUUGUAUAAUGGAAUGUAUUGUACAGUUCUCUAUGGGAAGGAUGUGUGUUGGCUGCCAGCUGAGCUUGCGGCAGGGGGGUUUGGGAUGUUCAUUGAUGAUCUCUUUUCUUUUUCUCGAAAUUUUUGAACACGGUGUGGAGAAGGGGCAUGAUAGAUGGUGUUUUUAUGAUUAUUGUCUUUCGUUUAUGAUGAUUUUGGGAAGAGGGGGGGUGGUUCAUGUUAAGGCGCUUUUUGCAAAGAGGGUGGGGUUUUCGAUUCGAACUUGUGGUAAGAAGCAAAGUUGACUUUUAGCUGUGGUUUUCUCGGGAAAAAGGGAAACAGACCCUGGUGGGGGCUAUUUAGGGUGGUGGUGGUUUGGAUCGCAUUUAAUGGGGUCAGUGGUUGUAUAUAGGUGACCUACGACAG
Messenger RNA from Podospora pseudocomata, 3084 nucleotides. RefSeq lists its product as uncharacterized. The transcript has 2 exons. Gene Ontology annotation, cellular component: plasma membrane; cellular bud neck. Lineage: Eukaryota; Fungi; Ascomycota; Sordariomycetes; Sordariales; Podosporaceae. The record is from RefSeq and is a predicted model, not a curated record. The coding region runs from base 861 to 2651 and encodes 596 amino acids.